Messenger RNA from Dinoponera quadriceps, 2351 nucleotides. RefSeq names its product Krueppel homolog 2 (gene Kr-h2). Lineage: Eukaryota; Metazoa; Arthropoda; Insecta; Hymenoptera; Formicidae. The transcript is spliced from 6 exons. Bases 233 to 985 code for a protein of 250 amino acids. Gene Ontology annotation, biological process: endoplasmic reticulum tubular network organization; membrane organization. The record is from RefSeq and is a predicted model, not a curated record. Gene Ontology annotation, cellular component: endoplasmic reticulum; membrane.
CGGAUGACAUCUACAGACGGAAAUUGCAAUCGCAAAAACGAGACUCAGCCAAUGUUGCCAAUGAGGUUUCUCGAUUAUUCCGGCUUGUAGCUUGUUACACGUAGGUCUAACACGUAGAUGUAUCGAAUAGGUGAACCUGUACGAUUGUUUAUUGCUGACGUAUAAAAUUGCUGUACUAGCCAGUGAAAUAUUUCUACCUUAAGGUUUCGUCGUGUGAGAAACGAGUAACACGAUGGCAGACAACACUAGUGAGUCGUCACCACAAUUGGAAAAGGGAUGGUCAGGAUUGAAGCAGCACAUUACGGAGAAUAAAAUUAAUUUUGGGUUAUGGCUUACGAGAUGUUUCACUAUCAUAUUCACCAUUGGUUAUAUCAUUCCUAUAUUUGGCAAUCCUUUUAAUAUAUAUUACAAAAUAUUGAUGAAUAAUGCAGCAACGAGCGCAUUGCGACUUCACCAAAGAGUGCCCCGUGUACAGAUCACUAGGCAAUUUUUAGAAAUGUUAUUAUUGGAAGAUUCGUGCCACUAUUUGUUCUACUCGCUGAUAUUUUUGUAUACAGCGCCGGCUACAUUGGUACUCACGCCAGUUUUCCUGUUCGCUCUGUUACACAUGGCCAGUUAUUCUCUUGCAUUACUAGACUGUCUAGGACAGAACAGUUGGUGGGGCGCUCGUCUUGCGAUAUCCUUGGUAGAAUUCCAAUCGCGAAAAAUUCUCCGUCUGUGCGCUCUUUCGGAGAUUAUUAUCUUGCCAUUUACAGUUUUCCUAGUAUUCACGAGUCGCGCUGGUUUAUUAACACCAUUCAUCUACUACCAGUUCUUGAAGCUGCGUCUUUCAUCUCAAAGGAAUCCAUACACGCGUAAUGUAUUCUACGAGCUCAGAAACGGAUUGAGCAGCGUAUCGAAAAAGCCGGCGGUUCCUGAUAUCGUACGAAGAAUGAUCGACGGCCUGCUUUCGCUCACUCAACAAAUGGCACCGGUCCGCCAAUAAUAACUACUUGAGAUACUAUCCUCGAAUUUUUUCUCAUAUUGUUCAAGACAGAUCUCCUAGGGUUCUAGGGUCCACUCUCAGCGACACACUUUCGUGAAUAGCUAGCGCAAGAUGAGUGCCGACAUCAAAAAGAUCCCCCAUAGUAAAUAUGUAUUAUGAAAUGAUUUCCGAUAUCGUAUAUGAAAAGGAUCAAAGCGUAAAGGGUUUCUUACAUUAAUAAUUAAACUUUUUUCAUUACUGAAUGUCGAGUAAAUAUGUAAGUGUGUUUCAAACUAAUUAUUAUCAAGUAGAAUUCACCCACUUAAUCGAAGAUUUACACAAACUGGUGACUAGGUUUUGUUGUUUGUAUUUUAUAUUUUUCAGAAUAAUAAGAUCGCGAACAAAAUAAUUAUGCACACGUAUUAACCACAUGGUUUCAAACGUAAUGUGAAUUUAAACCAUGAAUUUGUAAUAAAUAGGUAAUGGUAGAGUUUGUAAUAUAGAUAGAUCUUGUAUGUGUUGAUUCCUUUGACUAGCUAACUUGUUUCAUUUCGUCUGGCUUUAUGAUAUUUAAGCAUAAAAUAUCUAUUAUAUAAAUUAAAAGAAUAGACUUCGGAAAUAAUUUACAUUAUUUCUGAAUAUUGAAACGACAAAUUCGUCAUCUCUUUGAAACAAGCUCAAUUUGUAUAUGUAUUAUAUUUGUUUCGUCAAUUCUCCUAGUAUAGAUCUGUAAAUUCUAUUUUCUCUCUCUGGUAUUUAACAUUUACCACGUUUAACACUUUGCUAUAUUUGAUUGAUACAUAGUUUAUCACAAAGGUCCCGGCUCUCGUCUAUGGGUGACGGUUUUUAAUUAUUAAAUUGUUAUCAAUUAAGAACAAUUUUAUCAAUGUUUACAUACGGAUAUUUUUAAUGGAAAAAAUAAAAUGUUCAUAUAACGUAUUGGAUGUGUUAAGAACAAAAUUAUUCAAGGUUACAUUUAUUUUAUAUACAUUAGGAAGUAGUAAUCCGAGUAAUAUAUCGGAUGCUUUUGGAUGAAAAGAUUUCGGUUUCAUAUUUUACAUCGGAGAAAUGUUAAGAUUAGAGAUAUCAGGUAUGAAAUAUCACUUAAUAGUAAAAGUGUGAGUUCAAUCUUUUCAUUAAUAUGGGGUCGAUGUGGUUUGCUUCAAGCAAUCUGACUCGACGAACUUUACGUACGAUUGCACACGGCUGCCAGAGAAUUUAGGUUUGGUGGUGUUUGCGCUCGAAUUCAGAAGUGGCGGUCAAAGUGUUAAAUGUAUCUCGGAGUGACUUUGUAAAUGAAAAGAACUAUCAACAUACUGGUGUAACAAGUAAUCUUAAGAUGUGCUCGAUAAAUCUUUAUAAAUAAAAUAUGAAAAUUUAUAACAUA